AGCUGGCUCAAGCAUACCGCUAUAACAAAAUGUCCCAAAGAAAUCUUGUAAAAUUACAAUUGAAUGAAUUAAAACAAAAAUGGCAACAAUUACAAGAUCUACCCAAUAUAUUUGCCUAUCGUUUGAACGUAAGCAAAAGCCGAUAUCUACCAGGGAAACACAAAUUCUAUGCAGAGUUAAACCCAGAACGAACUGCAUUGCGAAGGCCUCCCCAAACUAUAGCAUCUUUGGACCCUUGCUUCGAUGAGGACAAAUUUAAUUUUAACAAAAUCAAACCGGAAGAAUGUCUAAUGUUGAUUCCUUAUCAUGAACAAUCCAGCAUUUCAAUGAUUAUCAAUAAUAGUCCUUUGACCCUAUAUCAUACGCUGAUAUGUCCCAAUGUGGCUCAAUGUUUACCACAACGCAUCACUUUGGAGGCCUUGAGUUUUUGCGUAGAUUUCCUAAUGGCUUUGCUGCAGCAGGGUGAAUUGAAUUUUCGCAUAGGCUAUAAUAGCCCAGGUGCCUUGGCAUCGGUUAAUCAUUUGCAUUUACACUUGAUGUAUAUCGAAAAGGAUAUAUAUGUGGAUCAUGUGAAACUGCAAUUGCUAACUCAUCCCGAUAUAUAUCGCCUUGACGAGACCAUGCCCACCGAGGCGAUAUGUUUCCAAAUCAAUACAGAAGACAGCGAAGCUCUCAAAAUUGAAAAGCUACAAAGAUUAAAUGAAUUUCUACAAUGGUUGUGCAACAAUAAUAUGCCGCACAAUCUCUUCCUCACACCUGAGAGAGGCCAACAGCAAGGAAAACCCCUAAAAGUAUUUGUGUACGUGCGUAAGGAGUAUUGUUUUGUUAAAAAUGUGAAUACCUAUAAUAUAGGAUUUUGCGAAUUGGCUGGCUAUAUGCCAGUGGGAGCGCCUCAGUUAUAUGAUCAACUUAAUGAAUCUGAGGCUAUAGAAAGAAUAAACAAGGAGACUGGUGAUGUUUUUAGUAAAAUUUACUCAUACUUUCAAUAG
Messenger RNA from Stomoxys calcitrans (stable fly), 989 nucleotides. RefSeq names its product GDP-D-glucose phosphorylase 1. The coding region runs from base 30 to 989 and encodes 319 amino acids. Lineage: Eukaryota; Metazoa; Arthropoda; Insecta; Diptera; Muscidae. Gene Ontology annotation, biological process: glucose metabolic process. The transcript is spliced from 4 exons. Gene Ontology annotation, cellular component: cytoplasm. Gene Ontology annotation, molecular function: GDP-D-glucose phosphorylase activity. The record is from RefSeq and is a predicted model, not a curated record.